UUCAUAUUAUCUGAGUGAUUUCCAAAGCACUAUCUAGAAACUGUACUUUCAAAGUUUCAUUUCUCUACUUUUGGAUCGAUGUUUGUUCCAUCAUGAUGAAAUCAGUCUUUGUUUCAUCGUUACUUCUAUUUUCAUCUCUACAUCUUCUUGGUGUAAGCAAAGGCGUUGCUGUUUCAAAGGAAGAUCCACAUGAUGAAAAUUCUGCCGAGAAUGCCCCAACAGAAGAGGACAAAAUCUCUCAAAUCGGAAAACAGAUUUUGUUUCUUCAGGAAUCUGUUGCUGAGAUCACCAGUUCUUUUUCAACUCUCAAGCUCAUCGCAGAGAAUCCAUCAGUGUUGGCAAAGAUUCAUGUUCCAAACGUCCUCGAAACCGAACUGGGAGAAGCUACUCAGAAACGACUCCGAAGAGAGCUGGACUCGCCAUCGACCCUUCCGACAUCGUUCCCAUCUUCUGAUCAGACAAACCAACUGGGUUUGAACCACUUUGGACCGUACUCAUGGCCAAUGUAUUCUGGUCAGUGUUUUCUGUGUCCUGCUGGUGUGCCAGGACAACGAGGUCCUCCAGGUCCACAGGGUGUCCCAGGCAGAGACGGUAGAGAUGGUAGAGAUGCUCCCACAGAUCAUGCGCAUGAAACGGGUACCCAAACAAGCCCAACAGAACCUAGCAGUAAUCCAGAAGUGCGUCCUGUAGGUAACAUGACGAGUCUUCCUGGUGCCAUCUAUAUUCGCUGGGGAAACGAUGAAUGCCCGUCAGGAGCAGAACUCAUAUAUUCAGGUACAAUUGGAGGUGCGCAUUAUACCCAUGCUGGUAGUGGCUCGAAUCAUCUAUGCAUGCCAGAUGAGCCUAUCUACGACGAAGUAGAAACUUCUUUACAUGCUGAACGUGCUCUCUUGUACUCUUCAGAAUUCGAAGUCAGCACAGGUCCGUCACGCAUCCAGCCAAAGCAUGACCAUACCCCGACAUGUGCAGUCUGCAGGGCGCCCUCUGGCCGUCCGACCAAACUGAUGAUUCCUGCCCGGAAUGUGUGUCCAUCUGAAGACUGGCGUUUGGAGUACGCUGGGUACAUCAUGUCUGAAAAAUACACACAUAAGAGAUCGGAAUUUGUGUGUGUGGAUCGAGAGAUGGUUCCUAACUCAGGAACCAAUGGAAAUCAAAAUGGCGUACUCUUGUACUUAACAGAAAUCCGAUGUUUGGUGGGAGGUGGCUUGGAUUGUGGGCCAUAUAUCGAUGGUUACGAAAUCACAUGCGCAGUUUGCACUAUCUAAAUACAUUUUUUCUGCAUAGACAACUAUAAUUCGUUUCAUUCUGAUUUUGUAUAUAUUACAGUUACAAAGAACUUAAAUCAAUUUAAGACAUUAUUAACACAACCGUAGCCAUUAAUCACAGUAUGAUGUACCCAUCUUUUAUCCAGUCAUUGAUUGCAAGAAUCUAAAUUGGAAAUGUAAAAUUUGGAAUUGUAAAAAUAAUGUUUGAUUUAUCUCUUUAUUCCAAGAGAUGCUUGAGUUUCCAUGGCGAAGAAGAAUACAGUGUACACCGUAAAACCUACUAUGCUUGGAACAACGUGUUGUAACGAAGUGAAAGGUUUAUUUAAUGUUUAAUCCCGGGGGGGCACUUCCAUUCACGAUUGGAUACCAUGCGCGACCAUGGUUUCUCGAAAAGCACCCU
Messenger RNA from Lytechinus variegatus (green sea urchin), 1665 nucleotides. RefSeq names its product short-chain collagen C4-like. The transcript has 6 exons. NCBI's taxonomy places the organism in Eukaryota, Metazoa, Echinodermata, Echinoidea, Temnopleuroida, Toxopneustidae. Bases 93 to 1265 code for a protein of 390 amino acids. The record is from RefSeq and is a predicted model, not a curated record.